GAGCUCGGCACUGACUGGGGUCGUGUGGCCCCUUCAGUAGAGAGGCUCCCCUCCCCCAGUCUCCCCCUGCCGGCCGCAGAGGGGGGAGAGAGUAGCAGGAGCAGCAGGAGGAGGAGGAGGAGAGGAGAGGAGGAGGAGGGUUUGAAGCCGUGGCAUGUAUGAGCUCAUCUGAACCCAAUCUCCGCUCCACACGAUCCUAUGACCGAGACGGGAAUAUAAAAUCACAAACACAGAUCCCCGGAUCACUUCUAAACAUUUUCUUACUCUUUCCACCGUCAGGACAUGUCUGAAAGUAAGGGUCUUCAGCCAGACCAAUGUUGGCUGUGUGUGUUGUGUUUAGGGAUGCCCUAUUUUAGAUCAGACGUUAUUUAUUGAGAACUGUUUGACAGACCAAAUCUCUUUUGACAUGUUUAGAAGUAAACGCUGUUAGUACCAGACGCCGCCUGCUCAUUAGCGCCCUCUAGUGGAGGGACGACGCAUGGGUUCUUGCAGCCGAACCAUUUGAAGUCAUCUUUAAUUGCAGGUAUUGAGUAAACAGAAAUUGGCCCUUUGUCCUAUUUCCAACUCUUUUCUGUUUCCAUCUCUUUGUAUGAAUAACUCUGUGUUCCAGUCUCAGGAUGAACCAUAAGCUGUAAUUCUACUUGUCAAUAUGAAGGCGAUAGAACCCAAGUAGAGUAUCGCAGACCCCUGGCCGCCACCAGCUCCUCUUAGUCCGCUUUCAGCCUGUGAUCCGCCUGGUAACCGACCCUAACCCCUGGUAACCGACCCUAACCCCUGGUAACCAACUCUAACCUCUGGUAACUCUGUCUGAACCGGCACAGAGAGGUUAUGCUCUUCCCUUCCAAAGCUAGCUAAAACGUUUUUUAUUUUUCUUAUACUAUUCAUAUCUAGUGGCUUUUCUUGCAGUUCUACCUAUUUAAAUGAUCAGUGUUCAAUGUGUUCGCUAUUCACUUAUUAGAGAAACCCUGUUUUACCACCAGGUGGCAGUGUUUCACCAAUUGUGACGUCACUCGGGCAGAUGAUGAAAUUGUCUCCUAAAGACUGAACCACAUUCCACCUGGUGGUGAAAUACAAACCCUUUUGGAUUCUUAACCCCCGACGAGAGAUGACUGUAUCGGAAUGAUGAGCGUCUGUACGUAACCGUGGGAUGGGAGCCUUGAGGCUAAUUUGGUUCUCAGUCUGUUUGUUGUUUGUGCUAACUGUGCAGCAGUACCUUAUCUGGUGGUAACCUUGCUAUUUAUCCCAGCGCGUGCUAACGUUGCAGCGGUACUGUUUAGCCGGUAACCAUGCUAUUUCCCCUAGCGUCCGGCUAACAUUGCAGCAGUACUGCUUAGCUGGUAACCAUGCUGUUUCUCCUAGCGCGUGCUAACACUGCGGCGGUACUGUGUAGCCGGUAGCCGUCGUGGUUCAGUGGUCUGUUAAAAGUGUGGUUGUUCCGCCCAGCAGGAACCUAAAAUGGGCAGAAAUGGUGCUGAACAAAAGCUGCUUGUCGCUCGUACUAAAGUACAGCGCUGCAGAGGGGACCGUGCUGCUAUGCUAAUGCCUGUGCCUCUCAACAGGAAAGCGCCGACAUGUUCCCGAAGGGCACCAAGAGAAAGUUCUCUGACUCCGCGGACGACCCGGCGCCCGAGCCGGCCACGCCGCCGGCCCCGCCCCCCCGGCCGCUGGCCCCGCCCCCCCGGCCGCUGGCCUCCACCUACAGCCUCCAGAGGCAGUCGCUGCUGGACAUGUCGCUCAUCAAGCUGCAGCUGUGCCACAUGCUGGUGGAGCCCAACCUGUGCCGCUCGGUGCUCAUCGCCAACACGGUGCGGCAGAUCCAGGAGGAGAUGACGCAGGACGGCAGCUGGCAGCUGAUGACCCAGGCGCUGGCCGCGGCGCAGUGCCCCGCCGACCGGCUGGUGGCCAGUGAGCUGCUCUGCCGGCAGACGGACCCGGCGGCGGCGGCGGGGGGGCCCAAGCCCUACGCGCUGGUGGGCGAGGCCUACCGCACGGAGGAGGUGGUGAUGGAGGGGCCGGCGGGCGAGGGCGCCGCCUACCUGGCGGGGCCAUUCGGCGUCAGCCCCUGCUGGCAGGAGGAGGAGGAGGAGGAGGACGGGGACUGCGAGGAGGAAGAGGAGGAGGAGGAGGAGGAAGAGGACAGCGAGGAGUGUGCCUCUGAGGGGGAGGAGGGGGAGCAGGUUUUUGGGACGUUUGAGAUCAAACACCCGCCCCCCGGGCCGGACCCCGCCCUGGAGGAGCUGUUCUCGGACGUGGACGCGUCGUACUACGACCUGGACACGGUGUUGACCGGCAUGCAGGCGGCCCCCAAGAUGGGCCCCUAUGACCUGCUGGAGAGCCUGUCCUCCCACGGCCCCGCCCCCCUCAGCUCUAGCUCCUCCUGCAGGGCGGACCUCAACGAACUGGACCACAUCAUGGAGAUCAUCGUCGGCUCCUAGAGACUCACGGCCACGCUCGGGCCGGGAACACGUGGCUCACCGUCUGCUAGCAGGCCGCUAACAGCCUGCUAGCGCACUGUUAGCGGGCCUCUAAGUCUUCUGUCAGGAUGUUGGCACGAUGCUAACCGUCUGCUAGCGGGCUGCUAACAGUCUGCUAGCGCACUGUUAGCGGGCCUCUAAGUCUUCUGUCAGGAUGUUGGCGCGAUGCUAACCGUCUGCUAGCGGGCCGCUAACAGUCUGCUAGCGCACUGUUAGCGGGCCUCUAAGUUUUCUGUCAGGAUGUUGGCACGAUGCUAACCGUCUGCUAGCGGGCCGCUAACACUCUGCUAGCGCACUGUUAGCGGGCCUCUAAGUCUUCUGUCAGGAUGUUGGCAUGAAGCUAACCGUCCGCCAGCACACGGCAAAAACACUGUGCUAGCACACUGUUGGCACACAGCUAACAUUGUGCUAGCACACUGUUGGACGGCACAUGUCAGUAUGUGCCAUCACAAGUGGUGAUUGUUGGGGUUUUGUGAACAAGGUAGGAAAUAAGAAGUUGCUGGAUGCUAACAGGUAUUUAGCUGAAUGCUAACAGGUAUUUGGCGGCUACUUCACCAGGUGUCGGUUGGACCAUCAUAAGUAUUGUUUUGGGGUUGUAUUUUUUUUUGUUAUAAGUUAUCUUCUCUACUCUGAAACUUCACCCUGCUCUUCAAAGUUUCCUGCGUUGAUAAAAUUUAAACCCCAACAGUAUCGGUGAGACGACAAAGAUAACUACAUAUCCCAGGACGCAUUAGUUCUUUCCACAUUAUUUAUUAUUCCAUGAACACUACAGAGGCCAGAACAAACCCUUGAUCCAAAUCUAAGAAGCAAUGCAUAUUUUCCUAAAGAUUUGAGCAAUUAUGAAUGAAAUAUAUGUAUAUGUACUUAUGUGUAUAUAGAAUUAUAUUUUUUUGCAUAUGCAGCAGUGGGAUUUUAAGUAUAAUUUGAUGUAAUUUUUCCCUCUUACGUUUUUUUAAGAUUUUAAGGUAGCGAGACUCGACCACAACGUCUUCCUUAGUGUUCGUUAUACAACUGUCGUUCAUCUCCUCACCACUAGAGGGGCUCUGAUCCUCCUCCAUCACCGUCUGGUUUACUGUAGGACUCCGAGGCCGCCAGGUGCCAGCUCUACCGGGAGAAACUCCACAAAAAACAUUAAAAGCCAUAUUUCUUCCUCUUGUUUAAACAAAACAGAACUAUUCAAGUUGACCCAUCUAAUUUAUUUCAUGUUUCUGUAUUUAUUUGAUUUUUUUUUUUUUUAGGUACAGACAGGUUAUAACUGAUGUCUCAAUUCAUCAACACAUCCCGUUUUUACAGAACAUUUUAUAUUUACCUGAACGAUGCCCUCUAUUUAAAAUGCAGCAUCUAUUUAUUCCAUGCAUUUUCUUUUGUUAUUCUUUCUAAUAACCGGGUCACUAUGCAGCUCAUUCACACACUUUUCAAAAUGAUUGUAUCCGAUUCAAAGACCUUUUAUGCAAACAGUUGCCUUUCUCCUGAAGAUAUGGAAAUGCUUUCUCCAAAUUGUUAUCAUGACGUAGACAUUUACUCAGGCGAGGCGACGGCGGAUUGGACUCUGACGUCACACUGCUCAGAGCGAAGCCUUGGGGACGGACUUGGACUUCAAAGACUUAUUACAGUUGUAAAAUGUAUGCAUUUUUUACAUUAAGAAAAAAAAAUCGUUGUAGCAUCUUUGUAAAUAUUUUUUAUAAUAAAAGGUGCAACUAUU
Molecule: messenger RNA, 4176 nt
Organism: Gadus morhua (Atlantic cod)
Lineage: Eukaryota; Metazoa; Chordata; Actinopteri; Gadiformes; Gadidae
Gene: cdca4
Product: cell division cycle associated 4
Exons: 3
Coding region: 1572-2435 (287 amino acids)
Cellular component (GO): nucleus
Molecular function (GO): transcription regulator activity
Source: RefSeq, a predicted model, not a curated record